Molecule: messenger RNA, 1310 nt
Organism: Bolinopsis microptera
Lineage: Eukaryota; Metazoa; Ctenophora; Tentaculata; Lobata; Bolinopsidae
Product: acetyl-CoA acetyltransferase, mitochondrial-like
Exons: 11
Coding region: 12-1250 (412 amino acids)
Biological process (GO): fatty acid beta-oxidation
Cellular component (GO): mitochondrion
Molecular function (GO): acetyl-CoA C-acetyltransferase activity
Source: RefSeq, a predicted model, not a curated record
AGCUUUUAGUAAUGCGUUGCGUGCUGGGCCCACAUUCCAUGAAGAGGAUCUGUACAAGAGGCUUUAAGUCUUCAAGUGGCCUCAGGGAGGUGGUUAUUGUAAGCGCAGCCAGAACACCCUUUGGGAGCUUUAUGGGCCCGCUUAAAGACCUUCCUGCUACCAAACUGGGAAGUAUAACAAUAAGUUCAGCAGUAGAGCGUGCUGGGAUAACUCCGGAGCAGAUAGAGGAGGUGUACAUGGGUAAUGUCCUCUCAGCGGGGAUGGGACAAGCUCCCGCAAGACAAGCUGCGCUUGGAGCAGGAUGUCUGGACACGACCCCUUGUACUACUAUUAACAAAGUGUGUGCCUCUGGGAUGAAGAGUAUCAUGUUGGCAGCUCAAUCUAUCGCUUGUGGAGCUAGGGAUAUCAUGGUAGCUGGAGGUAUGGAGAGUAUGUCUAAUGUUCCAAUGUUUGAAAACAGAACUGCACCUGUUUACGGAAACAGAGUUGUAAAGGACGGUAUUCUGCACGACGGACUGACGGACGCGUACACACCCGGGCUACACAUGGGACAUUGCGGAGAGGACACAGCAAGUACCAUGUCCAUAUCACGUGACACACAGGAUGAGUAUACUGUGAGGAGUUACAACACUGCUGCAGCUGCUUAUCAGAGUGGAGUACUAAGAGCAGAAAUAGUGUCAGUCCCCACCCCAAACAGGAAGAACCCUGACCUUACGGUCACUGAUGACACUGAGUAUGCUAAUGUAAAGUUUGAUAAGAUCCCGACACUGAGGACAGUGUUUGACAAAGCAGGCACUAUUACAGCAGCAAACAGCAGUAAACUAUCAGAUGGGGCUGCUGCGUGUGUGCUCAUGUCACGUGAUAUGGCGGACAAACUGGGGCUGGAACCUCUAGCUAAGAUACUCACAAUGGCAGACAGUGCAGGACCCCCCAUAAAGUUCCCUAUCGCCCCUGUACGAGCUAUGGAGCUGUGUUUAGAGAACCUGGGUAUCAGUGUAGAGGAUCUCCAGAGAGUAGAGGUUAAUGAGGCUUUUGCUGUGGUUGCUGUAGCUUGCCAGCAGAUGUUGAACAUUCCUUCGGAGAUCUACAACCCUAACGGAGGAGCUAUUUCUCUUGGUCAUCCUAUUGGAGCUUCAGGAGCCCGACUGAUAGGCACGAUGGCACACACCAUGAAGUCAGGAGACAAGGGACUAACUGGUAUUUGUAAUGGCGGAGGAGGCGCGUCUGCUGUUAUCAUUGAGAAAUUUUAGAGGAGAGGAGAGGAGCUAGGACUGCUUCUAGUCUCUUCCAUAGCUGAGACUAGUGGUGAC